Messenger RNA from Spinacia oleracea (spinach), 579 nucleotides. RefSeq lists its product as uncharacterized. The coding region runs from base 1 to 579 and encodes 192 amino acids. The record is from RefSeq and is a predicted model, not a curated record. The transcript is spliced from 2 exons. NCBI's taxonomy places the organism in Eukaryota, Viridiplantae, Streptophyta, Magnoliopsida, Caryophyllales, Amaranthaceae.
AUGGAAGAGAUGGAAAGUGAAUGUGUGGCUGAAUGGAGAAGCGAGACUGGAGGGUGGAAUAUUGAGACCACGAAUAUGUAUCUCACGCUAGAGGACGUGGAAGCUAUAAUGAAUGUACCCCAUACAAGAAUAUGGAAAGCUAACGUGCCACCGAAGGUCAAGAAUUUGGUCUGGCGGGCUAUUCGGGGUGGACUCCCAUCCAUGGACACCCUCAAACGAUGUGGGAUGAACAUUGAUACAACAUGUCCAAGAUGUGGGGAGGAAGUAUACACCAUCACUCAUAUGUUACUAACGUGUAGGGAAGCACAUAUAUUAUGGCGCCUAUCCCCUUUAAGACUCGAGCUGCACGAAUGGAUCCUCGGACUCAAGGAAUGGUGUGAAUCUUUUGCACCUUCUAAGAGUGAUACUCGUGACUGGGAGCUAGCUAUGGUCUUUUUGUGGCAAGUGUGGAAUUCUAGGAAUAUGUGGGUGUUUAAGAAAAAGAAGGGAGACGCUAGACUGCUCUGCGAUCGAACAUGUCGCUUUAUCGGGGAACUUGAGGCAGCUGUAGCAAGAGAGGAGAGCCAGGUAGGCCUGUAG